AUCUGCCAUUCUCUCUCUCUCGGACUCUCGCUCGCUCCCAAAACCCCGCGGCCCCAAAUCCACAUCGCCCGCUCCUCUUCUAGGGUUUCUGAUCCAUCUUCCAUCGCCUUGAUUAUAGGGUUCCGCCUCGGGGAUCGGCGUUUCUUGGAUCGCCGCCCUCCGAAUCCCACCCCCCCAUGUGCCAAGAAGAAGAACAAGCGGCGUCGCGGUUCUUGUUGUUGUCGGUGACACUGGGAAUCGAUCUCCGUUUCUGGUGUGCGUAGCGGGGAAAUGAGGAGGAAGAGAAAGGAAAUUAGGUCUUCGGAGAAUGUUGGAUUCUACCUGUCCGAUGAUUUUGACAAGGCGCGCCAGAUCAAGAAGAAGUGCAGCGAGCACUGGAAGGUUUGCCCUGCGGAAAAGGUGGGAUCGUGCAGCCGUGGGGAUGAGAAGGUCGGAUCUUGCGGCGGCGGAACGGCCGCUGGAGUCGUCAUGACCGCUCCUGCAUCCGGGAGAUCGGCGGCUGAUUCCCCUGGUCGCGGCCUAAAGAGGAAGCUGGGGUGCGUCGAAUCUGCAACCAGGAUCGGACGGAAGAAGAAACUGGAGAAUGAGUACGUUCUUGGACGCCAGAUCGGGAAAGGGAGAUUUGGGUCUGUGCGGUUGUGCUGGAGCAAGGUCAAUGGUGAGGAAUUUGCCUGCAAGACGCUGCUUAAGAAUGGUGAGGAGACGGUGCACCGUGAGGUGGAGAUCAUGCAACAUGUAUCUGGUCACCCGGGCAUUGUGACCCUAAAGGCCGUAUUUGAAGAUUCCAAAAGCUUCCAUCUCGUUAUGGAGCUAUGCUCUGGGGGCCGGUUGAUGGACCAGAUGGUCAAGGAAGGAAGGUAUUCGGAGUGCAGAGCCGCAAUUUUGAUGAAGGAGUUAAUUUUGGUUAUCAAGUAUUGCCAUGAAAUGGGUGUGGUUCAUCGUGAUAUUAAGCCAGAGAAUAUUCUUCUCACCACCUCAGGGAAGAUGAAGCUUUCAGACUUUGGAUUGGCAGUCCGGGUUGCAUGCGGUCAGAAGUUGUCUGGUGUUGCUGGAAGCCCAGCAUAUGUAGCACCAGAAGUUCUCUUGGGGGACUAUUCUGAGAAAGUAGAUAUUUGGGCAGCCGGUGUUCUCCUCCACUUGCUGCUGGUUGGUGGGCUACCAUUCAAUGGUGGAUCUUUGGAAGCUGUCUUUGAGGCAAUUAAAAAGACCGAGCUUGAUUUUACAUGUGGGGUGUGGGAGUCAAUAUCGGAGCUAGCACGGGACCUGCUUAGUAGGAUGCUGACUCGGGAUGUCUCAAAAAGGAUCACGACUGAUGAAAUUUUAAAUCACUCGUGGAUUUUAUUCUAUACAAAAUGCCCAUCCGAGGUGAUGCGAAGAAAAUCUGUAAGAAAAAACAUUAAACCCAUAAUCGAUGUCGAGAGAAUUGCUGCAGCCAUCAGCAGCACUCUGUCUACAGAGAGUUCAAGUUCAAAGUCCGAGGAGCAGGAUGGCUGUUGCUUUGUCGAUGCUCUCGCAGCUGCCAUGUCACGUGUUUCAAUCUCUGAGACGAAGCGCACCAGGCUGUGCGGCCCUGUGAGUCCAAUCCAGCAGCAGUGCUCUUCUAACAUGGAAUCUAACCUCUGUACAGCAUUCUGACUCUGGUAUAUACUGAUCUCCUCCAUGGUUUUGAUUACUGAACUAAAUAACCACGAGCUAAUCAAUGGCGGCACGACAACUUAUUUGUCUCACUGGUCCCUACCUCUCAGGUAUUCAGUGUGGUCUCACAGUCUUGGAUUACCAUGUUCAAUUGUAUCAUAAACUUGGAACUUUGCAUUGUAAAAUGACUGACAUCAACUCCGUGACUUGUGGAAAGUAUUUUUCCGGCAGCUUCAUUAUGUCGAUAUUUUUCAUGAUCA
This is a messenger RNA of Musa acuminata AAA Group (dessert banana), 1895 nucleotides long. Its product is annotated as serine/threonine-protein kinase PEPKR2. The coding region runs from base 271 to 1635 and encodes 454 amino acids. The record is from RefSeq and is a predicted model, not a curated record. Gene Ontology annotation, biological process: intracellular signal transduction; peptidyl-serine phosphorylation; protein autophosphorylation. Gene Ontology annotation, cellular component: nucleus; cytoplasm. Gene Ontology annotation, molecular function: ATP binding; calmodulin binding; calcium-dependent protein serine/threonine kinase activity. NCBI's taxonomy places the organism in Eukaryota, Viridiplantae, Streptophyta, Magnoliopsida, Zingiberales, Musaceae. The transcript is spliced from 3 exons.